Molecule: messenger RNA, 1663 nt
Organism: Pezoporus flaviventris
Lineage: Eukaryota; Metazoa; Chordata; Aves; Psittaciformes; Psittacidae
Product: protein adenylyltransferase SelO-1, mitochondrial-like
Source: RefSeq, a predicted model, not a curated record
AUGACAAAUUUUUGGUCUACUGAAUUUUUCUCAACAGUCGUCUUGGAGACUGCAGAUCUGAUUGCAUUGUGGAUGUCUGUGGGGUUUGCACAUGGUGUGUACAAUACAGAUAACUUCAGUUUAUUAUCCAUAACAAUAGACUAUGAUCCAUUUGGAUUUAUGGAUUCUCAUGACCCAAAUCUUGUUCCAAACACGUCUGAUGAUGAAAGGAAGUAUAAAAUGGGAAACCAGGCAAAUGUUAUGUUGCUGUUUAAUCUAAGCAAGCUGUUACAAGCUCUAAAACCUUUAUUGGAUCCCAGGCAAAAGCAGCUAGCUUCCCAGGUUUUGAAGUAGUAUGGUGACCGCUAUUACAUCCAUAUGCACUUUACAGAACUAUUUAAAACAAAUAUGGGUCUUGGGGAGAAUGAGGAUGAUAAUUAUUUGAUUGCUUUCCUCCUAAAACUUAUGGAAGAUACAAAGGCUGACCUCACAUUGAAAUGACUUUUCAAUGUAAAUGUCAUUGAAAUAAUAUUUCGACAGCUCAGUGAAACUACUGAAGACCAGUUAAAGGAGCUCCACAUUCCUGAGGAGUCCUGGACUCCCCGGGAUCUGGGUAAACACAAGUUAUUUUCAGAAUGGGUUACUAUGUACCUCUUGAGAUUGAAUUGGUUUGUCUGCUACAGCAGAUCUUACAACACCCCUUACAGAGACAGCAGGCUGCAGUGAGAGCAGGUUACUCCCAGCUUGGGCCAAGGAUCUUAAAGUGAGCUGUUCAUCCUGAGAGAAAACUGACCAAGCAAGAAAGAUGAUCGAGAUAGACUGGAGCUCAGGCCUUCAAACAGGAUCAGUGGAUCAAGCCACAGGAACUUUUCUCCCUUACACUGUGUGGACUGAAAUCUGGUACUCUGCUAGCCAAGACAAAGUUGUCUUAGCAACUUUAUAAAAGAUUAGAGAAGGGGACCACUAUGUAUGGUUGCAUCAACAAAUUAUAUUGGUGUUUAUAACUCUGCCUUUUCUCUUCAGUUGUGCAUUUAUUUGAGUCCCAAUAUUUAAGUUCUCCCAAGCCGUCACACUUAACUUCUCAGAGUUCAUGGCUGAUCAGAUAUGUACAAGCAAAACAGCAUGUUGUGAUGAAAUCUGUGAAUGCCAGCAUUACCACCUGCAGUGGAACAAGUUACACUGCACCUAAGUGAUGAUUGGAAGGUGAAUGUAUUUGUGCCUGCAGGGUAAAUACAGCACCACUACAGCUUGGACCCUGGUUUCCAGUUAGGUGAAAGGAAAGAACUCUGUGCUGAACCAAACAUCUGUUAAGAUAGUUUUGUGUGUGAUCCAAACAUGACUGCCUGUGCAUCUUCACCUCAUGGAGUAACUGUCAGAGGACAGAUCUGAGGAGUAGUGGUGUUGACCCCCCACAUGUAGGUUUUUCCCACACUAACCUUUCUAAUCCUAAGGACUGAUGGAAAAGCGGUCGCUUGAAGUUGGUCCUUCCACAUCAGUGAUGUAAGAGUCCAAAGAUGACAGCUGCUGAGACUGCUUCCAGUUGAGCUCCAACUCUACUAGAGAGGCAGGCACAGUGUUCCCUCACUGGCUGGCUCUGUGAGUGCUGCUCCACCACCCCUGGCUGUCCUUAUGGAGUGAAGCAAGACUAGAGCCAAUUCUUACCUCAGUCUGAUGGCAGAAUGGU